Chlamydomonas reinhardtii is the source of this 3743-nucleotide messenger RNA. RefSeq lists its product as uncharacterized. Lineage: Eukaryota; Viridiplantae; Chlorophyta; Chlorophyceae; Chlamydomonadales; Chlamydomonadaceae. Gene Ontology annotation, biological process: glucose metabolic process. The transcript is spliced from 4 exons. The record is from RefSeq and is a predicted model, not a curated record. Gene Ontology annotation, molecular function: GDP-D-glucose phosphorylase activity. Bases 506 to 2362 code for a protein of 618 amino acids. Gene Ontology annotation, cellular component: cytoplasm.
GCGACACAGCUUCCAAACUUUGUCUGUAUUAUCUGCCACGCUUGCUCGAGCUGCAUUACCUGAGAGUGCGACAAAGCGACCUCGCGUAAAUUGAAUGGCUUGUGCGGCUACUUUCUCCCAACUUCUUCAUGCAUUUGCGUGAGCCGGUAAAAACGGCGUUCUCUGAGGCAGCCCGCGUUCAGUCGGCUGCGUCGCAGCCUGCGACCGCCAAUCGGUGCUCCGGUGGCCGUGGUGCAGCCCCCUCGUGCGGUGGCAAGCCCAAGGACGCUCUGAGCAAGGCGGGCGGUGGCCAGUAACCUUCCUCGCGCAACACACCGCGCGAGCGCCUGCGGCUGUUGGACAGCCAGCAGCGUGUGUCGACCCCGCGCCAGGACACCGGCAGCGACGUCGACGGCUAGUAUCAUCUAGCCUUUAGCAACUCUAGCCUAGAAACUUAGUAUUCGCUCACGAAACUUUUAGGAGCUUUUCGUCGAUCAACAUCGCCUCGCUCGUCGCCGCGGACACAAUGGAUUCUCUUCAGGCGCUGCUUCGCCAGCCUGCGCCGGCCUCGGCGCCUGCCACGGUGGCCUCCUGCCUGGAGGCGCAUGUGCCUGUGUAUGCUUUCCCGGCUACUGGCGUUUGGGUCGAUUCCGCCCUUGGCAUGGUCGCGCCCGUGGCCAAGCUGGCGCGUAUCGACUCCAUGCCCGCGGUUCCCGACUACUUCGCGGAGGCCAGGUGCGAUUCGCCGCCGCCCACCGGCUUGGCCCUGCCGGAGUACGGGCUUGGCGUGCCCGGCAGCGACUCCCCCUGCUGCGCCGGCACCGGCUCCUCCGACUGCGCCUCCCCGGCCGUGGAGGAUGUGCCCGACGCCGAUCUGCAUGGCUACUCCUUCAACGACCUGCCGCUCGCCAUCAGCGGCAUUGACGUCGGUAGCGGCAGCGGCGCCAGCUCGCCGCUGGCGUCUUCGGCCGGCGUGGUGCCGUCCAUGGAUGAGGGCGCUGACGUGGACGUGGACGUGGACGCUGUGGUGACACUGGCGGCCUCCUCCCCCCACAAGGCCGCCGGCCUGCACCCCCGCCACCCCGGCCACCACCAAGCGCCGCGCCGCCACGCCAGCGACGUCGAGUUCGUCCGCAUGGCGCGCCGCGGCGGCGCCGGCGCCGCCGCCGCUGCUACUGCUGUCUCUGCUGCUAAAGCUGCUGCCGACAUUGGCGGCGCAGAGGUGCCUGGACGCAGCCUGCUGGAGGGGGUGGUGAUGGCGCUGUGGGAGGACCGCGCUGACCGCGGCAUGUUCAGGUACGACGUGUCUCAGUGCGAGACGCGCGUGCUGCCCGGCCCGGCCGGUUUCGUGGCGCAGCUGAACGAGGGCCGUGCCACCAAGAAGCGGCCCACCGAGUUCUCCGCUGACCGCGUCAUGCAGCCCUUCGACCCCGCCCGCUUCCACUUCAACAAGGCCGCCAUGGGCGAGGUGCUCUUCGCCUUCCAGGCUGAUGCGACAGCCUCUGCCACCAGCGCCACUGCUACAGCCGCUCCGCGGCUGCUGCUGCCGUCGGCGCCGAUGGCGAAGAGCGCGCUGCUGGCGUCCAACCCGGUCAGCGGCAGUCCCAACCUGGUUCUGAUCAAUGUGUCGCCCAUCGACCACUGCCACGUGCUGCUGGUGCCGCGCGUGCUGGACUGCCUGCCCCAGGCCCUCACGCCCGACACAGCGCUGCUCGCGCUGCAGUUCGCAGCCGAGCUGGGCGGCAGUAGCAGCAGCCGCAGCGGCAGCGGCGCCUUCCGCGUGGGCUACAACAGCCUGGGCGCCUUCGCCACCAUCAACCACCUGCACUUCCACGCUUACCACCUGCCCGCCGCGCUGCCCUGCGAGCGCGCGCCCACCUGCCCGCUCCCCGGCGCGCUGGCGCGCCCCCUCGCGGCCUCCCAGCAGCCGCGCAAGCGCGGCGCGGAGGAGGUUGCCGGCGCCGGCUCCGCCGGCAGCGUGCGCGUGUCACGCCUGGUGGGCUACCCCGUCCGCUCCUUCGUGGUGGAGGCGGAGGCUGGCGCCGCGCUGGAGGCGGUGGCGGCGGUGGUGGCGCGCGCCGCCGACGCCAUGCAGGCGGCCAACCAGCCGUUCAACAUCAUCGCGUCGGACGGCGGCCGCCGCGUUUUCCUGUUCCCGCAGUGCUACGCCGAGCGCCAGGCGGCGGGCGAGGUGCCCGAGGAGCUCCUGGACACGGGCGUGAACCCGGCAUCGUUUGAGAUUGCGGGGCACCUGGUGCUGAAGCGUGCGGAGGACUUUGCCUUGGCGGACGAGGCGUGGGCGGCUCGGCUGCUGUCGGGUGUGUCGUUGAGCGAGGAGCGGUUCAUGGAGGUGGCGAACAUGUGCUUCGGCUCCAGCGCUUGAAAGGAAGCGGCGCCGGCAUUACGGCGAGUGUGCGUGAAGCAGCGGCGUGAGCGCUUGCAGCAGUGGCGUCAGCGUCAGCAGCGUCGGUGCGUGAAGCAGCGGCGGUCGCCAAAGCGAGCUAUGCCUGUUGUCGAGGGCGAGGAGGGUGAGGGGCAUUAAUUGUCAGCUGGUUGGUUGUGUGGUCGAUGCACCAACCACCUGAUUGACGCGGUUCCAGUAGAAGCAAAUGGGUGCCGGGAGGGCCCCACUAGUUUAGGCCCGCCUGCUUUGUUAGGCGCGCACACGCGUCACGUGUUUGUGUGUGGCGCGCAAUGGAUUGAUGGCCGCCGGUGCGUUAGCCCCGUGCGCUUGUGUAGCACUGCAAUUCUACUAGGGGAUGAAGAUGGAAGUUGCGUGAAGAUAUCCACGCAAGCCUGCGGGCAGGAAGCAACGACCUGUAUCAGUAGGCAAGGAUGGAGGCUAGCUGGGGUAGCCGAGUGAGCAUUCUUUGCCUGCUGUUGAUUGGGCCAGACUCCAUUGACGUUCAUUCUCAUCAGUCUCAUUACCCUGGUGCCGUGGUGUUUUGUUUGAGUAUGCCCUUGCAUGUAUUGUCAAAGUAUGGUUGUUUAUCUUUCAAGUACAAGCCCCGAGGCUCAAAAGAUGUCCUCGAUUUGUGGCUCCACCCAGUUUUGCCAUGCCUACUAUUGCCGUGGCGGCUAGAGAGUGAGGAGAGAGUGACAGCAGGCCAGGAGAAGCGCUUGAAGAUCCUAGGUACUGCUGCAGAUAAAGCGAGCAGACACGAGUGAUGCAAUCCACAGACACAAGUAUGGAGGCAGGUUCUUGCUGCUUUGGAUGGGGAGAGUUAGGGGCGUGGGGUUUGUGAUGUCAGAAACACGAAUAGGAACUUUCUUUUCCUUGAGCUGUACGGGAGACUGUGCCCCGAGAGGCGCCACGUGUGCUGUCGCCGCCAAUCGCAGGCUGAUAUGUGCAUGAGAUGAUGGGAGUGGGAUUGGUCUGACACACUGCAGGAUGUCCCGCGGUGGGGUCGAACGGGCAUGCGUGAGGCUAGGCGUGGGCAAGUGAGAUCUGUUUUAGUGAGCGCAUUAGGCAACGAUUAUGAGUGAAUGUAUGCCAAGGGUCCUGGGAGGGAGCGAUAGCCAUUCCUUUCACUGGGAUUCGAAUCACCAUAAUAGGACGGAUGUGGGAGGAGGUAUGGCUUCACAUCCAGGAUUGGAAUGGGAAAGGGUGACGCUUGGGUUGGCUUCAAGGUGUGGGGCCAGAACUUCGAUAGCGCGCGGAGCGCAGCGAAGGCUGAGAAACGUCUUGCUGGGUCGGGGCAAACUGCCAUAAGUAUUUGCGAGGCUGAGACGGGGCCAAGAGACAACUGUAACAUUACGUGCAA